Molecule: messenger RNA, 1335 nt
Organism: Arvicola amphibius (Eurasian water vole)
Lineage: Eukaryota; Metazoa; Chordata; Mammalia; Rodentia; Cricetidae
Gene: Rassf9
Product: Ras association domain family member 9
Exons: 2
Coding region: 28-1335 (435 amino acids)
Biological process (GO): signal transduction
Source: RefSeq, a predicted model, not a curated record
UUUUUUGCUUGCCUUGCCGGAGAGACCAUGGCUCCCUUUGGAAGAAAUUUAUUGAAGACGCGACAUAAGAACAGAUCUCCAACUAAGGACAUGGAUUCCGAAGAGAAGGAAAUUGUGGUUUGGGUUUGCCAGGAGGAAAAGAUUGUCUGUGGAUUAACUAAACGCACCACCUCCACCGACGUCAUCCAGGCUUUACUGGAGGAGCAUGAAGCUACCUUUGGAGAGAAGCGGUUUCUGCUGGGCAAGGCCAGCGACUACUGCAUCGUGGAGAAGUGGAGAGGCUCAGAGCGGGCCCUUCCUCCCCUGACGAGGAUCCUGAAGUUGUGGAAGGCUUGGGGAGAUGAGCAAGCCAAUAUGCAGUUUGUUUUGGUUAAAGCUGACGCCUUUCUCCCUGUUCCGCUGUGGAGGACGGCUGAAACUAAACUUGUGCAGAACAGUGAAAAGCCAUGGGAGCUCAGCCCGGCCAAUUACAUGAAAACUUUACCACCGGACAAGCAAAAACGAAUCGUCAGGAAAACCUUUCGGAAACUGGCGAAAAUUAAGCAGGACACGGUUUCUCACGAUCGAGACCACAUGGAGACCUUAGUUCAUCUAAUUAUUUCUCAAGAUCAUACCAUUCACCAGCAAGUACAGAGAAUGAAAGAGUUAGAUAUGGAAAUUGAAAAAUGUGAAGCUAAGAUCCACCUGGACCGGGUAGGGCAUGAUGGGGACAAUUACGUUCAGGAGGCGUAUUUAAUGCCCAGGUUCGGUGAAAAUGAGCCAAAGCUAGAUUUUCCACCUGAGGACAGCCAGGCUCCGACGGACCCGAACGACAGCGAGGGGAUGGCACAGCUGGAAGAACGGUUGCAGUACUACAGGGUGCUCAUCGAAAAGCUCUCGGCGGAAAUUGAGAGGGAGGCGAAGAGCUCGGGCAUCGACGGAAGUGAAGAUACAGAGGGGGCGGCGGCCUGGGAACUCGAAAACUCUGAUCUGGAGAACGUGAAGUGCGAUUUGGAGAAGAGCAUGAAAGUUGGUCUGAAAAUCCACUCUCACUUGAGUGGCAUCCAGAAAGAGAUUAAAUACAGUGACUCACUGCUUCAGAUGAAAGCGAGGGAAUAUGAACUCCUAGCCAAGGAGUUCAGUUCGCUUCACCUUAGCAACAAAGAUGGAUGCCAGCUAAAAGAAAAUAGAGGAAAGGAUUCCGGCGCUCCCAGCAGCGGUGAGGAGAUCCCUCCGUUAGCUCCAGGGGUGUUGAACACAUACACAAAUGACACAGAUUCGGAUACUGGCAUCAGCUCCAACCACAGCCAGGACUCUGAAACGACUCUGGGGGACAUACUGCUGUUGUCAACAUAA